Trichoderma virens Gv29-8 is the source of this 1444-nucleotide messenger RNA. RefSeq lists its product as uncharacterized. Lineage: Eukaryota; Fungi; Ascomycota; Sordariomycetes; Hypocreales; Hypocreaceae. The transcript is spliced from 2 exons. Bases 1 to 1227 code for a protein of 408 amino acids. The record is from RefSeq and is a predicted model, not a curated record.
AUGCACUCCUCUCGCAUCAAAUUCGAGAUUCCCGAUGAACGAACGUUUUCGCCUUUUCCCCGCCUCCCGCCUGAGCUUCGUCAGAAGAUAUGGAGAGAGGCCGUUUCAACCCCGGGAAUGAGCUUCGUCAAGCUGGAGAGCAGGGGCCGCAACUGGAGAUGGGUGUCGAUGAACAGGCCAUUUUCGCAGGUGACUCCCGAUAAUGCCUCCACUAAGAGCGACGACCUCGAUGAGAUAGCCUUGGAGGUCAAGAACGAAGUUGCCCCAAGGAGGUUGUGGGAUACGCGUCUUGUGCCCAUAUCAGCAAACAAAAAGUCCGACAUUUCCAGCUACCAUGGCCUCAACAAACAAAUUGCUGCACUCACCAUAGCAUGUGGAGAGUCCCUAGACGUAGUGAGCAGCCUGGUACGCAAAAAAGGCGCCGUUCGCACGAGUAACGGCAAGCUGCUAGCCUUGCCAGGCUCGUCUGACAUCAUCUUCCUGGAAUAUUUACCUUCGGAGCUCUUUGAAAGCGGUUGCAGCUACGAUAUCGACCCCAACUGCCCCAGCUUAGACAAUAUUCGACGGGUAGCGGUGCGAUACUGUCACCAGUGGCAGGAGAAGCCAGUGCCGUCAGUAUGUCCGUUGUGCGGACUCGUCCAUGAGGCAGCGAGCAACAGCGUGGUCUAUCCGAAUCACCUAUACCAUUUCUUGGCAAGGCAUUUACCAAACUUGGAGGAGUUUUAUUUUGUGGAUUACUUUCUUUUGCGCAAAGCUGCGCAGUCAAAUCCCAGUUCCGGUGAGUAUUAUAACCGCAACUUGCCACAGCGCAAGUACAAAUGUGGUCCCCGAACAUACUACGAAGCAGACGACAAGACUUGGGACGUGAAGCCACAAGUUCUUCGAAUGCAGGAGUGGCUGCAAGACAGAUUCAUCCGCUACUCCAAGGCAAGCCAACUGAGUCGUCACCAGAACCCUGAGAAAGUGAGGUUCGGCAUUUUGGCAUGCGAGUGGGAUAUUGCCCCGCCAGUAUCGCUCAAGACACAAUAUAUACCAUCAACUCCAAAGGGUCGUAACAAGCGUGUGAUUUACGAAGAUCAUGCACUACGUCGACAGCGUCUGCGCCGGAAGUCACGAAUCGCAGUGCCGGUGGAUUCCAACGCUGUGGCUGCCAAUCUGCCAUUUGUUUUCGGCAAUCCGGACAACUCAUUUGACUUUACCUUUGAGGUGGACUGGAGGCGGAUGUAAUGGCAGUUGGACCUGUAACUUGGCUUGUCAUUCAGCAAUCAGGUGAUUUUGUGGAUUGGAUGAUUCAUGUCACGGAAUGGAAUCCGGGGCUGUGGCGCAAAUGGAGUACGGCUUUUUCAUCACCCAUGGUCAGGCAAAGGAAACAAGGGAGAUACGACCUGUAAAAUAGCAAUAUUGAGAUUAGAAAUACCCUAUGAAUUGGACGGUUAUUAUUGUU